Penicillium riverlandense is the source of this 6006-nucleotide messenger RNA. RefSeq lists its product as uncharacterized. Gene Ontology annotation, molecular function: protein binding. The transcript is spliced from 4 exons. Lineage: Eukaryota; Fungi; Ascomycota; Eurotiomycetes; Eurotiales; Aspergillaceae. Bases 1 to 6006 code for a protein of 2001 amino acids. The record is from RefSeq and is a predicted model, not a curated record.
AUGUGUCUAGAACUAAAAUUAAAUAGGCAAGUUUUCGUUCCUGAUACUCAAACGCUCUUGCUGACUGUGACAAUAGACGGUGCCCAAGACCUUCCCAUCACUGCCGAGGACCUUGAAACCAUUCGAUCCUGGCUGUGUCCAACGGAAUAUGAUUCGGAAGGGAGUGAAUACCAAAAACAUCUCAACUCCCACGCCCCGGGAACUGGCGACUGGCUGUUCCAAACAGACAAGUACAGGAACUGGCAUGAUUCUGGUCUUGGGGCCUUGUGGGUUCAAGGCAUCCCGGGAAGCGGCAAAUCAGUAGCCGCGGCCAAUUUGAUCCAGACCCUGAAAAAGGAGGAUGUGCCUGUGCUAUUCUUUUUUGCUCGGCGGAUCAUCAAGUCGAAUAGCAACCCGCGACAACUGGCCCAAGACUGUUUGUCACAGCUCCUUGAUUACAGCAUUCCACUGCAGGCUACCCUGAAAAAGCUUCAUCUGCAGCAUUCGGCGAUAGAGAGUGCUCCAUUCCAUGAGCUCUGGAGAUCGUUACUUUUCGCCCUUUCGACCCUUCCCAUGGUCUAUCUGGUUUUUGAUGCCCUGGAUGAACUGGAUACUGAGCAGUGCAACUUAUUACAAUGCAUCUAUGAGAUCGGGAAACAAAAGCCAGAAUCAAUCAAGCUUAUCAUGACCAGUCGCCCGAUACCCUCGCUGCAGAACGCCCUCAGGGGGCCGCACAUUGUCAGAAUCCGGCUUGAAGGAGGGGAUGUCGAAAGCGACAUUGCCACAUACCUCAGUCAUCGCCUCGCUAAUGAACAGCGGAGCGGAUUAACUUUGGAAGAUUGUUCGUUAGUCAAGGAAGUUCUCUGCCAAAAGGCAGCAGGUCUUUUCCUGUACGCCCGACUGAUGCUUGACGAGAUCAUCCACAAGCCACUUGCAGUGCGAGAGCAUCUGGAACAUCUUCCGGGCUCUCUGGAAGAUAUGUAUGUGAACCUCCUCCAUGAACACUCGGUACGUUCAGGAGCCAGUCGAAGUUUCCAGUUCUGGCUACUUUCUUGUAUCACUCACGCAAGUCGGCCCCUUCGCGCCACAGAACUUGCAGCCUUGAUCAAUUCCCGUAGAGACCGAAGCGGGCUCAAUGCUUCCCAAGAUGCAAAACUCAUGGCUCGCACGUCAUGUGGUCCGCUUCUGGAGAUAUUGGAUAACGAAACCGUCCAAGUCAUCCACCACUCCUUUACGGAGUUUCUGCUGGAUAGAGAACGCAAAAGUGCUGUAGAACCACCUCACUCCGACAAAUGGUUCCCGGCUCUUUCACCCAUUCCUAUUCAUCAAGAUCUGGCGAUUUCUUCCAUUGAUUAUCUGCUGUCUGGAUGUUUUGACUCGUGGUCUGUCAGUGAUCGCGGUGAAAACUUGGAAUACUGCUACGAUCACUCCACCGAAAGAAAUCUCAUGAUUCAAUUCCCCUUCCUCAAAUACGCAUCGCAGAAUCUGCUGUAUCAUGCUGCCAAAUGCAGGAUCAUGACGAAAGAACUGAUGUUGAAGCUGGAUGGUCUCUGCCAGUAUGGAGCUCACGAUUUCGAGAGCUGGAAGGACUUCCUGCUCGUACACAAGGCAGAAGGCAUUCCUGAUAAUUUUCGUGCGCUCCAUAUGGCUGGCAAAGCUGGGCUGGAAGGAUACAUUGUGCAUCUCAUAGAACGGGGAGAACAAGUGGAUGCUGUAGAUUCUUAUGGGCGAACAGCAUCUGCCUACGCUGCAAUGAAUGGGCAUGCUGGGACACUAGCAAACCUCGUGGCUAGCGCCCCCUGUUUAACCAUCUCUGACAAGGAUGGCCUGUUACCUGUUCAUCAUGCAGCUAAAGGCAACCAUGUCAAAGCGCUGCAGUGCUUGCUCGAUAUCGGUGCAGAUCCAAUGUCACCUAAACAUCGAGAAGACCAUGAUCACUUCCAUUUGCAAGACUCAACCAUUGGAAAGACACCAAUCCAAUACGCCUGCGAGCUGGGCGCCGCGGAUGUUGUCUCUGAGCUGUUAACACGUAUGGAUUCCUGUUCACGAAGCACCAUACUUCCGCACUAUGCCUCCGCGACAGGUCAAUCCAAGACCCUUGAAAUUCUGCUCCGGUAUCCUGAAAUUGUUGCCAACAUCAACAAACACAAUGAUAAGGGGAAGACGGCGCUGUUUCUUGCCGCAGUCGUCGCAGAUUCCGAGACUGUGCGCAUUUUGCUUUCCCAUGGAGCCGAUGUGCAUGCCAAAUCCCACGAAACUAAAUACGCCAGAGAUGGUCCCGGCUUUCAGUUUUCCAGCGAUAAGCCGGAAUUAAAUCCUCUUCAGGGAUGGGCGAGAAUCACGCUGUCCGGACGCGAGUCCCGUCCGGAUAACACUCUUGAAGAAUGGAAGAAAAGCGCAACUUACCUCAUCGAGGCUGGAGCUGAUGUCAAUUCGAGACACCGGUCAAGCCCUAUAUUAUUCGCUUGGGUGGAUCAGUACUUCUUGGGCGUGGAUCGCGCUGAUGAAUUUGUGUCCCUUCUUCUGCGUCACGGUGCCAAUGCGUGUGCCACUGAUUCUGACGGAAACACCGUGCUUCAUCAGAAUUUUAGGAUGUCUAAAGGACGCUUCCAAGCCAUCAAGAUGCUCACGGUGGCAGGGGCCGAUAUCAACGAAGCUCGACCUAGUGACGGCGCCACGCCUCUCAUCCUAGCGGCCAGGGCUCAAUGCACCGAUGUCAGCAUGUAUAUCAACAAUGGUGCGGACCCAAACCUGCAAGACCAUAAAGGAAACACGGCACUACACUAUAUAUGCACCUCGUGGUUGUUUGAGUACGAGGAUAUUCAAAAGUGGUUGAAAUUCGCAGACCCCACCAUCAAGAACAAGAAAGGCGCACUCUGUCUGUAUAACCUCCGAUAUGGAAACGGUGGAGAUGGAAGGGUGAACUCGAUUCCAUUGUUCAUGGACAAAGGGCUGGAUCUGGAGUCCCGGGAUCGACUCGGAAGGACAGCUUUGCUUGCAGCCUGCAACAAUGGAGAGUCUGAAUUCAUCACUGGACUGAUCAAAAACGGAGCCAAUGCCAAGGCCAGAGAUUUCCAGAACAAGUCCGCUCUUCACAUAGCUGCGCAAGUCAAGUUUUGGUCGGCGGAUGCCCAAGCUCUCAUUCAAGCAGGAUGUGACAUCAAUUGUGUCGAUUUCGAGGGCAACACGCCCUUCCAUGAUGCAAUUCGCCCGAGUGUCUUUCCAGUCACCUUAAAGACAAUUUUGGAGCUUGGUGGACUAGCAAACCUGACCACCAACCGCGGCGAAACAGCUUUGCAUAAGUUAGUCCGGCUGCCAAACGUGGACCCUGACAGCGAGAGCAUUCGGAUCAUCCCAGCUGUAAUAGAUUUCCUGCUUCAACCACACCUGGGUAUAAAUUUGCAUGCGGCAGAUAACGAAGGCAUCGUGGCCAUCCAUUGCGCUGCCUCUACAUCCGAGGCUUAUGUUUGGAAACUCUACCGAGCCGGAGCAGAUAUAAAUGUCCUGACGAACGAUGACCGAACUCCUCUUCAUUUUGCAGCAGGCGCUGGACAUAGCAGUGCUGUCUCUCUGCUCUGCAAGCUAUAUUGCGAGAAAUCGUACAGCGUGGAUCAGAAGGAUGAAAAUGGCCGGACUCCAUUGCACCAUGCGGCUCUGUCUGGGAACCUCGAGAGUGUCUACUCCAUAUUGCAAGCUGGGGCGAAUCCAAACAUCGCAGACAAACAUGGCUUGACGCCCCUACAUCUAGCUGCCGAGCACCAGGUCAAUACCUCGGCGUUCAGAAAGAACCGCAAGUACAGGAAACGACCUACGUGGGGAGGUUGUGUUCGGUCUCUCGCUGCGUACAUAAUUCCUCCUCCCAACACUAGACAAGAUCGUGUUGAGUGGGAUUUAAGCUUUGUGAUCUGUCAAGAAGAAGAAGCCCGCAUGACGCAAGACGUUGUUCGCUGCCUAUUGGCAGCCGGUGCAGAUCCAGCGAUAUGCGACAAUCGUGGGCAAACGGCAUAUGAUGUGGCUGUGUUUAUCGGCCACGAGGAAGUGGUGGAUGCGCUUUUGUCUUCACCAAAUCUUGGCACGAAAAACAGUCUCAUGCAUCGUUGGUGUUCUACCCGAUCCACGCACGCUGAGUCCAUUGCUCGAGGCAUCGAGGAUAAUAACACCGAUGCAUACGCCACCCUUCAAGCAGCUAUCAGCACGAGAAACGAGGCUGUAGUCAAGGCUUUAUUGGACACCGGACUUGACCCUAUGUCUUACGGGCCCGAGGGCUUGACUCCUGUGCACUAUGUUUCUCAUUGGGGCCUUAUGUCAAUGAUGAAGACAGUCGCGCCUUUUAUCAAAGACAUCAAUGCGUUUUCACCUCCGCUUCUUCAUGUUGCAACAAGCAGACAGCUGUCAAACCUCCAAAUGGUCAAUCUGCUCAUUGAACUUGGUGUUGAUGUGAACACCAAGUAUGCAGAACGUCUCGGCGAAAACCGGUAUUCCGGACACCAUCGUCCCGUAUACGCAGCCGCUCAUGUUCUUGCCGUGGGCGAGAACUGGUGGAACAUCUCGGCACUCGAGUCGAUAUGCAAGGCAGGAGCAGAUCUAGAAUCAACUGAUUCUCGUGGACGCACAGUUCUUCAAUGCGCGCUUUCUGGAGAUCGAAGUGGAUUUCUAGGGACUUCAUUUUGGCGUGAUGAGGCUCUGGAAGUUGUGUUGAAACACGGCGCAAAGAUCAACGCCAUUUCUCCUUAUAGUGGCUUGACGCCUCUAAUCUCCGCCUUGGAUACCAAAAGAGGCCUGAGAGUGAUCCAGAAGCUCCUUGACCACGGUGCUGACAUGAGCCUAUGUCCAGUGCCUCCCAUAAUUGUGGCAGUCGAGAGCGGUAACUGUGCGGUUGCAUCGGCUGUUAUUGACGCUGGGGCAGAUGUCAACAUCGUAUUCCACCGCCCGAACGACGAGGGUUAUUUUAGUAACUUCAAGGACGAAGAAGCGCCUCUUCUCGCUGCCUCUCUAAAAGGUGAUCGGGCAUCCUUAGGUACGGCGUCGCCAAGAAAGACCAGGGAGAAAAUGGUUGUGCUUCUUCUGGAACGCGGGGCGAAUCCCUGGAUGGAACUGCGCAAUGGAAAAUCCACUGUGUUCCAUGAAGUCUGUCAUAACCACGGGCUUAUUGCUCCGUUCAUCGACGCUGGAAUUGAUCUAGAAGUGAGAGACGCUGAAGAUCAAACGCCUCUCAUGAGAGCAUGCUCGACUUCGGCUCAAUCCCGCGUCGUGAAGGGUGAUUCUACGCCAAGCCAAUUGAUACUAGCUGGAGCCAAUAUCCAUGCCACGGAUGUCAAUGGAUCAACGCCCCUUCUACUUGCCACCCAAGCAGGCUUAAUCAAGACAGUGAAGCUGCUACUGGAAAAGGGCGCCAAUGUCUCUGCCACGAAUAGCGAAGGUCUCUCGCCACUUUACUGCGCCCUCAACGGAUCUAGUAUAAAAGAAGACAACAGAUUGGACCUCAUUAAUGCGCUGCUCUCUGCUGGUGCAGAGCUUCAAAUUACCGGUCCGAACGGAGACACUCCACUGCAUAUUCUCGCUCCGACGCUCAUGACACUCAGUCCUGACGGCGGCGUAUAUUUUCGUGACUUCGACAAGAGCUAUCUUCCUGCGUACCAAGGUCUAUAUGAACACUUCAUAGCAAAAGGCUGUGAUCCCAAUGCCCGCGACAAUGCCGGAAACACACCUCUUUUUCCGUACGUCAAACUAACCAAGUUGCGAUGCGACUAUUUCGCGGUUGCUCCCCCUGCGGAGUCCGAUGUUCGCCGGAUGUUUGGUUACCAUGAUGUAUUUGCUGUCAAUAACGAUGGCGAUACUCUGCUCCACGCGGUCGCCGGGCGGGAAGAUGAUGAAACCAGUGAACCUGAUGGACGAUGGUUGUUUCAGGAGUUGCUGGCACGGGGGUUGGAUCCGAGGAAGGAAAACAACAAGGGCAUGAGUGCCUUGGAUGUUGCUGCUGCUUGCGAGAGGCAGCUGAUCUUGGAUCUUUUUGCGAAAGAAGAAUAG